Messenger RNA from Trichomycterus rosablanca, 3481 nucleotides. It is a transcript of the gene cers2a, whose product is annotated as ceramide synthase 2a. The coding region runs from base 411 to 1571 and encodes 386 amino acids. Gene Ontology annotation, biological process: ceramide biosynthetic process. Gene Ontology annotation, molecular function: sphingosine N-acyltransferase activity; DNA binding. The record is from RefSeq and is a predicted model, not a curated record. NCBI's taxonomy places the organism in Eukaryota, Metazoa, Chordata, Actinopteri, Siluriformes, Trichomycteridae. The transcript is spliced from 11 exons. Gene Ontology annotation, cellular component: membrane.
GACUACAGUACGCACAGAUAAUACGCUCCAAAACACUUUAACUACUGCUUAUAAAUAUAGUUAUUCGACUUCUUUGUGCAGUUAUAACUCUACAGAGAAAUAAACAGCGGUCUGUGGAAUUAAAGACUUAUUUCUUGGGUUUAGAAAGAGCGCUGAAUGAACCAGAAGCAGAAGCAGCAGAGGUGGAUUAUCAACAGCUGAGGGCUUCGGCUGUAAACAUUCCCGUUCCUGAGGACAGUUCUGAGGGGGGAAACAUGCGGACUCGAUAUUACAAAGCCUGGCUGACUGGUGCUGAAUGACUCUUCACUUUUUAGAAACAGACGAGUUAUUUUGGGAGGAACCGUUCACUCAGGAGUUCCCACCCUUCUUCGCUUUUUAUACCUGCGGGAAAAGCUAUCUAGCGGAACACUAUGUUGGCCGACCUGAGCGAAUGGUUCUGGAACGAGCGCCUGUGGUUUCCAGUCGGUUUGGGCUGGGCCGACCUGCAGGAUCGCGAUGGGCGCACUUACGCCAAAUGCUCUGACCUCUGGGUAACCCUGCCCAUCGCCCUGGCGUUUCUCAUCAUAAGGCAGAUUUUUGAAAGGACUGCGGCACUUCGGCUGGCUUCACUGUUGGGAGUAAAGGAAAAGCAGCGAGUACGGGCGACGCCUAAUCCAACACUGGAGUCCUACUUCUGCACCACAAGUAAACAUCCAGCACAGAGCUCUGUGGAGUGUUUAAGUAAACAGACGGGCUACUCCCAGCCGCAGAUACAGAGAUGGUUCCGAAGACGGCGCAACCAGGAGCGACCCAACCAGCUCAAGAAGUUCAAAGAGGCCAGUUGGAGAUUUACGUUUUACCUUCUUGCUUUCUUUGCUGGCCUGGCUGCCCUCAUUGAUAAACCCUGGCUGUAUAACAUGGAAGAGAUGUGGAAGGGCUUUCCUACUCUGACUCUGCUGACCUCUCAGUACUGGUACUACAUGCUCGAGCUGGGUUUCUACGUUUCACUGCUCUUCAGUGUGGCAACAGAUGUUAAGAGAAAAGACUUUAAGGAGCAGAUACUUCACCAUGUUGCCACCAUCCUGUUGAUCAGUUUCUCAUGGUGUAUGAACUACAUUCGAGCAGGCACUCUGAUAAUGCUGGUGCACGAUACUGCAGACUAUUUACUCGAGUCGGCCAAAAUGUUUAACUACGCUGGCUGGAGAAAUACCUGUAACUACAUCUUCAUCAUCUUUGCCACUGUCUUCUUCAUCACAAGACUUGUGAUCUUUCCAUUCUGGAUCCUGCACUGUACGUGGGUGUAUCCAGUCACCAUCUAUCCUCCGUUUUUUGGUUAUUACUUCUUCAACGGCCUCCUCCUGGUGCUUCAGUGUCUGCACAUCUUCUGGUUUGUGCUUAUUCUACGCAUGGCAAUCAAGUUCCUCCCUAAAAAUCAUAUCGUAGAGGACGAGAGGAGCGACAGAGAAGAGACGGACGACUCGGAGGACGAAGACGCCAAGCCACACGAGAAAGAGAGACGGGUCAAGACCAAAAACGGCCCUUUGCAAAACGGCCACACUCCUUCAAAUAACAACCACCGCAAGACCGAGUGAUAGGAAAGGACUAGGACGGGCUCGGGUGUGGCCUUCUAUUGAUAACUGUAACACACACACACACACAUACACACAAAUACAUUUUACCAAGUAGAGAAAGCUGAUUAAGACCCUCCAACACUAAUCUUAAUCAAAUUAGAUACAAAUAAAAUGAUGUCCUUGUUAGUUUAUGCACUAUAUGCACUAAAUUCUGCGAGAGAAAUGAGGGGCGGCGAAUCGUGACCUGCUUUGUUGUGUAUGACCUGCCUACUGGCUUCCAUUUAGAGAUCAUGCCUCGUUUUUCUACCCUUAUUGCCUUAUUCUGUGUGUGUUCUAUAUGUCUUCAUAAAAAAAAAAAACACUGCCAAUAUUGACUCUGCAAUCACAACUAUAAGAAGCAUUCCAUGGUUUUCCAGCUGCUCCUAAAUGCCUGGACGUUACGAUUAGCGCCAGACCUUUUCACCCAGCAUUUCCGCCGGGUCUCCAAAAACAUUCCUAGAGUUCGUAUGAACCUACACUAUCGUCUAGACUAGUCUGGACCGCUUUACAUUGACCUGCACUAGCACUGCCUGUCAAAGCUUUCCCUGCUCAUGCCUAACACACACUGCAAGUACUUAAGCCGGAUUUCUCAUUCACCAACGGAUUUGGGGGGAGGGAAGGUGGGUACUGAAUGCCUCAUGCAAUAGUGUAGUAGGCUUUAUAGAGGUAAACGUGUAAGAAGUGUAUAACAAGGAGCUUGUUACACUUAAGCCUAGUUAUUGCAUUGAAUUAAACAGUGAACCCGACUUAAAAAAAAAAAAAAACCAAUUAUUAUUUAUGCUGUUUGAAAGAAUAUGCUAAAAUACACACAAGAAUUGUUUAUAUAAAUAACUUAUUUCAUUUAUGUUUUGUCUGUUUUACCACCGCUUAGUUCUACUCAGGGUCGCAGUGGGUCCAGUUCACUGGGGGGAAGGCAGGAAACACCCCAGACAGAGGUCGCCUGUCCAUCACAGGGCAAACACACACACAUACACACACACACACACACAUUCAAUUCAAGUAACUCCAGUUGAAGAUCCUGGGUUCGAUCCCCAGAUCUGUGUGGAGUUUGCAUGUUCUCCCCGUGUCCGCGUGGGUUUCUUUCGGGUGCCCCGGUUUCCUCCCACAGUCCACAGACAUGCAAGUGAGGUGAAUUGGAGACACUAAAUUGUCCAUGACUGUUCAAUAUAACCUUGUGAACUGAUGAAACUUGUGUAACGAGUAACUAUCGUUCCUGUCAUGAUUGUAACCAAAGUGUAAAACAUGACGUUAAAAUCCUAAUAAACAAAGUAACUCCAGUUAACCUGACUGCAUGUCUUUGGGAGGAAGUGGGAGGAAACCGGAGCACCUCGUGGAAGCCCACACAGACAUAUAGGGAGGACAUGCUUUCCAGAACCUUCUUACCAUGGGGUGACGGUGCUACCCGCUGUACUGCCCUAAAUAAAUAACCUGCAUUAGGAAAAUAAAAGGUGUUAUGACCUCGACUUGCUAUUCAAUCAUUUAAAUAAAUAAAUAUUAUUUAAUACAAUAUAAUAAAUAUAAUAAAUAAUUAUUUGAAUGCUAAAACAAUAAAAAGGGAGGCUCGGUGGGUAGCACUGUCACCUCACAGCAAAAAAAGGUCCUGGGUUUGAUUCCCAGGUAGUGUUCUAAGUCAGUUCUGGAUGGACUUUGCAUGUUCUCCCCGUGUCUGGGAGGAAACUGGAGCUCCCGGAGGAAAUCCACACACAGUCCAAAGACGUGCCAGUGAGGUGAAUUGGAGAUACAAAAUUGUCCAUGACUGUGUUUGACAUUAAAACUGAUUGAACUGAUAAAUCUUGAGUAAUGAGUAACUACCGUUCCUGUCAUUAAUGUAACCAAAGUGUAAAACAUGAUGUUAAAAUCCUAAUAAAUAAAUAAAUAAAUAUCCAAAGCGA